AUGAGUACCCCGACGACGUACACACCUCUUGAGUCACUUUUCCUCUUCCAAUCCCUCCUCAAUCACGGUAUCGACGCCGACGCGUUUACGCACAUCUCGGAGACGCUGAGGAGCAAUGCGCUGAUCAAGAGCGGAGAGACUUUCGAUGCCGCGCGGCUGAGCCCCAACGCGCUACAGCAGCUGUUCCUGUUGCUUCUGCGCGAGGAGCUCAGGAGCGACGCCGAGCGCGCCGAGGCAGCCCAGGCGGGAGCUUCGCCGUCCAAGAAGCGAAAGAUUACAGCCCCGUCCAUACCGACACUGAAUGAGGCCUACCAGCAUGUCAGCAAAGUGCCGGCAUUGGUGGAGCGCCUGUAUGCUCGCUACCGUGAUCACGUUGUGAGGCAGAUCAGAGAGGAUGAGCGCAAGUUCGCCACGGUACAAAAGGAGAUACAGCUGUUGGAAAAGAGCGAAAAGGAGCGUUUGGCCAGGUCAGCGUCCCAGAGCGGCGCGCCCGUCCUCGCCCCGCGUGACACCAAGAAUACUCCCUUGGGUUCCAACAGUUCUAGCCCAUCGCCGGGAUCGACACCAGGAGCUGUGCCCGGCAUCAAGAGGGGCGCCGUGGUUCCAACACCAAAAGCUCCUGGAGCUGGCGCGCGGCCCCCAGCGGUAGCUGGACAUCCGCACAUGCCAGCGCCAACACCACCGAAAAGACCAGCACCAUCAUCAAAGCCCGCGAAUGGUACUCAGCCAACAGCUGGUCCGCCACCGCAGUCGCAACAGCAACCUCCUCAGCCUCCGCGACCUGGCCAGGCUUUACAACCUGCCAGACCUGGCGCUACCCCUGGUGGCUCAAAACCAUACCCAGGAACCCAUAUACCCAUCCCUCAACAAGGCACCUCUCAAAACCCCGCUGCCCAAGCCCAAUUACAACAAGCGCAGGCGGCAGCGCACGGCCAGCAACGUCCCAUCCCCAAUCCUCCCAGCCUAAGCCACGCCCAGCAACAACCUCCACAAGGCAUACCGCCGCAACAUCCUCAGCACCGCCCGAUUGCGGUCACUGCAGGUCAUAUAUCUGGCCGUCCAAUACAGCCGCAUCCUCAGACUUUUCGACCUCUGGCGUCCGCAUCGCCGCAUCCGACGCCAGCAACUCAAAAUGUCCCGCCGAAAUUGGCCCCAGCCCAGCCACCGCCCGGCCAACAUAAACCUCUCUCUAGAACACACUCACCUGCGCAUCUGGACAAGUCGCCGUAUGGUCCCCCGAAGCCCGCCAUUCCCGAGCACAUGAUCCGCCAAGCAGUCAGCACACCGCAAGGCAAGCGAUCCGCUGCCCCGUCGCAACCUCAAACUCCUGUACAAGUCAAUGCUAUGCCGUUAACUAGAGGAUUCGGCACUAAAUGGGCGUCUCACUCCACCCCGUCAACGCCCAGGCCGAUCAUGGAGGAGCCCGAGAGCCCGGCCUUUGAGCCUGUCAGUCCGCCCCAGCGAGCUAGCUCAAUCGCGCGGGGAUCGUCAAGAUCCUUGUCUGUCAAGGACACGCCAAAGAAGCUGGAGCCCGCGAGCCGGAACCGCUCAUCCCGUACCAGCCAACCAGACAGAGCUGUCAGCUCCACGCCGUCCGCAGCCGGGACAAGGCGCAGCCAGUCAGCCGUCUCCCAGUCAGCCGUCUCCCAGGCAGACGAACCAUCCACGGACUAUCCCACAAAGGUCAAAAUGGAAGCUUCUACUCCACGCCUACACGAUGAAACCGGAGACACCACUGCAGAUGAAAGUGUUCAUGGUAAGCACAUGGCAACUCCAGGUAGCGUUUCGUCGCGGCCGUACAAGCGGAAGCGACAAGAUACCCCGCAGCAGCCUCCUGUACCACCAACUCAUGUGCUAUGGACACGAGGUUUCACCAAAGUCUCGUCAUCGGCACUAGAUCAGAUCUCGAGCCAUAGAGAUGCGAAUAUGUUUGCCACGGGUAUCCGCGAGCGCGACGCACCUGGCUACCACCAGAUUGUGCUCCAGCCCCAGGACAUCACGAAAAUCCGCGCAGCAAUCAAGCAUGGCAAUAAGGCUGCCUCUACCGCUGCGUCGAACCUUCCCGGUGGUGACCCUGGCGGCCCGAGCGUUUGGCUGCCCGCCUCGGAAGACCUGACACCGCCUCAAUCCAUCAUCAACAGCGCACAGUUGGAGCGGGAGCUUGUUCACAUGUUUUGCAACGCCAUCAUGUACAAUCCGGACCCCGACCGCGGCCCCGGCCGGGCAUUCAUGAAACGCUUACGCGACGACGAAGAGGAAGUGGUGGGUUAUCGCGUCGACGAGGAUGGCGUGGUCCGGAACACGCGCGGCAUGUUCGUCGAGGUCGAAAAGCUUCUCAGCGACCUGCGCAGUGCAGAAAAGGACCGCGAGCCGCCGCCGCCCGCCGCCGCAACUGCUGCCACGGGCACUGCCGCUGCCGUGGCUACGACGGAAACGAGUGCGGCUGCGGCUGAUGAUACGGCAGAGGAAGAUGACGAGGGAGAGGGGGACGGUCCAUCGUCGUCGAAGAGACGGCGCGUCUCCGCGAGAAGCUAG
Molecule: messenger RNA, 2535 nt
Organism: Beauveria bassiana ARSEF 2860
Lineage: Eukaryota; Fungi; Ascomycota; Sordariomycetes; Hypocreales; Cordycipitaceae
Product: extensin-like protein
Exons: 1
Coding region: 1-2535 (844 amino acids)
Cellular component (GO): NuA4 histone acetyltransferase complex
Molecular function (GO): protein binding
Source: RefSeq, a predicted model, not a curated record